Molecule: messenger RNA, 284 nt
Organism: Drosophila ficusphila
Lineage: Eukaryota; Metazoa; Arthropoda; Insecta; Diptera; Drosophilidae
Exons: 2
Coding region: 19-213 (64 amino acids)
Source: RefSeq, a predicted model, not a curated record
AGAAGACCUCAUCGAAGGAUGCCGCACUUGCAGAAUAUACAGCUGGAUUUUCCAUUGAAUCCCUUCCAUAUUCCAAAAUCUCUUUCUGCGAAUACCAUUUCCCUCUAUCGAAAGAUCUCGCACAAAAUGUGGCGCUGCUGCACUCAACUCUGCCAAAGUCCCAAGUUCCGGCGAUAUGUAAGGUUUCUCGAGUCGAGUCUGUGCCAGAUCUGAAGAGCAAUGAGCUAACAAAUUACGCAGCUGCCCCAUCUUAAAAAACUGAUUACAUUCGCUUUGCAAUCGUC